UUCAAUUGUAAUUCUGGCAUUUCAUUUCAAAAUAAUUUUAAAGCUGGUGAAAAUAAGUUAAUUAAGCUAAGAAAAUGAAGGUUUUAAUUUUUGUAGCUGCCGUGUUGGGUGCUGCUUCAAUGUGCACAGCCAUUACACAAGAUCAAGUCGAUCAAUUAAUGGACUUGAACUUUAUGUUUGACAUCCUACACAAAAACUAUGACCAUGAAAUUAACAAGGCAUGGACCCAACAAAAACACAACAUGAAAGUCUUAAACGCUCAAUUUUUAUCACGCUAUGGAUUCAACAUUGAUGAAAUGAAGACUAAAGAAGGCGAAGUUCUUGAAGCUAUUGAACAACGUGGAGAGGAAACUGGCAAUCCCGAUUCUGAGUGCAUCCAGUCAAUCAGGUAUGGCCUCACAAAUGCCGUUGGAUACGCAAAUAUGAACUAUGCAGCAACAGUAGAGGAAAUAUUGUUUUACUUCAAUCAAACAAAUGACAGCUUUUUCUAUCCAAAUGUUGAAAUUUUUCACUUCCAAUCAAACUCAUUCCAAUGGGAAAUUUUGAAUGCUUUAUUGGAAAUUAAUCCAGUCGCUGAUAUGAGUGGAUUGAUUAGACGAUUAAUGGCUGAUUAUUACAUCAUUUUGGAGAUGUUUGAGGAGGCAGUCAACACCCUGGCAAGUGACAUCCGUGAAUAUGACCGAGAAUUCAACCGAAUUCGUGGAUCAAUCUUCCCAACAUUCCAAAAUGUCCGAGAUUAUUUCUUCUUCACCUGUAAUUCAUUGAAAGAUUCACUGUCAAGAUGUGAAUAAGCACUUAUAAGAGCCAUACAUCAAUUAAUUAUAGAAAGAUUCAAAUAUGCAAUUUGACCCAAUAACAUGUAAAGCUGAAUAAAGAUCAAAUUUACCUAAAACUCAAUUUCGAGGAACUCCAAUCAAGACCGUUCAAAUAAUUAUCAUAAAAAUAUUUUUAUGCGAAUUUAUGGUAAUUAAUUUUCACCAAAAAACCCAUUAUCGAGAGAAUGUUAUUCAGCCUCGCUCCCAUACCGACGGAUAUGCUUUUAUCAAAUAACACAGAAAUUUUAUUUACUGUUCGUGUUUCAGAUUUCAUGAAUGACGGCUUUAGUGAACGAUUAAUUGCUUUUAAGAUAAGGCUUUUUAGGUUGUUUAGUGUUAUUGAUUUUGGAUUUUGUUGUGAUUGGGGAAAUGGAUGGGAAUUGGUGAUUUGUUUUGGAUUUUAAGAGGUUUUCGGAAGAGUUUUAAGAGACUUUUUGAGAUUUAUAUUUUAGAUGGAGAGAAAGAGACGUUAAAAAUUCAAUAAGAGUUGAUUUUUUU
Molecule: messenger RNA, 1313 nt
Organism: Chironomus riparius
Lineage: Eukaryota; Metazoa; Arthropoda; Insecta; Diptera; Chironomidae
Source: the annotation of a GenBank genome assembly